Molecule: messenger RNA, 5257 nt
Organism: Clupea harengus (Atlantic herring)
Lineage: Eukaryota; Metazoa; Chordata; Actinopteri; Clupeiformes; Clupeidae
Gene: kif1b
Product: kinesin-like protein KIF1B
Exons: 26
Coding region: 230-4108 (1292 amino acids)
Biological process (GO): microtubule-based movement
Molecular function (GO): ATP binding; microtubule binding; microtubule motor activity
Source: RefSeq, a predicted model, not a curated record
AAUCUGUAGUCCUACUUACCCUUCUGGUGAGUUUAGACAGAAACCAUUUUUGUCAUAGAUGCACUAUUAAGGUCAUAUAGCUAUAUUUUUUGUAUUGCAGCAUUGUUUGCAAGAUGGCAGGGAGGUGUUUUGGGUCAAAUGCUUAGGAACCAUAUUUGUCUCCGCGGGAUGUAAGCUAGGAAGAAAAUAAUUGGAAUAACUCCAGUGCGAAACCCCCACAGUCGCAACCAUGUCUGGGGCCUCGGUGAAAGUUGCGGUGAGAGUGCGGCCCUUCAAUUCGAGGGAGAUCAGCAAAGAUUCCACAUGCAUCAUUCAGAUGCAAGGCAAAACCACCACUAUUCAGAACCCCAAAAACCCCAAAGAAGCACUCAAGUCCUUCAACUUUGACUACUCCUACUGGUCGCACACCUCCCCGGAAGACCCAAGCUUCGCCUCACAGUGUCUUGUGUUCAAUGACAUUGGCAAAGAGAUGCUCCAGCAUGCCUUUGAGGGCUACAACGUCUGUAUCUUCGCCUACGGCCAGACGGGCUCGGGAAAGUCCUACACCAUGAUGGGCAGACAGGAAGACAGUCAGGAAGGCAUCAUACCUCUGCUCUGCGAAGAUCUGUUUGAGAAAAUUAAUGACAACAACAAUGAAGACAUUUCUUUCUCAGUGGAGGUCAGCUACAUGGAGAUCUACUGUGAACGUGUGCGGGACCUGCUCAACCCCAAGAACAAGGGCAACCUGCGCGUGCGUGAGCAUCCUCUGCUGGGGCCCUAUGUGGAGGACCUGUCCAAGCUGGCGGUCACCUCCUACACUGACAUCGCCGACCUGAUGGACGCUGGAAACAAGGCCAGGACGGUGGCCGCCACCAACAUGAACGAGACCAGCAGCCGCUCGCAUGCCGUCUUCACCAUCGUCUUUACGCAGAAGAAGUACGACAUUGAGACCGACCUCUCCACCGAAAAGGUCAGCAAAAUCAGCUUGGUGGAUCUGGCGGGCAGCGAGCGCGCUGACUCAACAGGGGCCAAGGGGACCAGGCUAAAGGAAGGAGCCAAUAUUAACAAAUCAUUGACAACACUGGGGAAGGUUAUCUCUGCAUUGGCCGAGGUGGAUAACUGUACCAGCAAGAGCAAGAAGAAGAAGAAGUCAGACUUCAUCCCCUACAGAGACUCUGUGCUCACAUGGCUGCUGCGAGAGAACUUGGGUGGGAACUCCAGAACCGCUAUGGUGGCUGCCCUCAGUCCCGCCGACAUCAACUACGACGAAACCCUCAGCACCCUGCGGUAUGCAGACCGUGCCAAGCAGAUCAAGUGCAACGCCGUCAUCAACGAGGACCCCAACAACAAACUCGUGCGCGAGCUGAAGGACGAGGUCGGCCGCCUGAAAGACCUGCUCCGUGCCCAGGGCCUGGGCGAUAUCCUGGAUAUGGACCCAAUGGGGGAUGAGUGCCCGGGAGGUGGAAGCAAAUGUGACAAUGUUAAAUCUCUUCUGAUUACUCAAAUGGAGGCCAUGAGCUACAGAAGGACAGCACCUAUGGGCUCCCUGACAGCCUCCCCGUCCUCUGGCUCACUCUGCAGCCAGGUGGGCCUGACGUCCGUCUCCAGCAUCCAGGAGCGCAUCAUGUCCACGCCGGGAGGGGAGGAGGCCAUCGAGCGGCUCAAGGAAUCAGAGAAAAUCAUCGCAGAGCUUAAUGAAACUUGGGAGGAGAAGCUUCGCAAGACAGAGGCCAUCCGCAUGGAGAGGGAGGCCCUCCUGGCAGAAAUGGGCGUGGCAAUCCGAGAGGACGGGGGAACGCUUGGCGUAUUCUCGCCUAAAAAGUUAUAUCCUGAAAGGCCAACUUCACUGUUUGGUGAAGACUUUGAUAGUUUUCCAAUGGACAAGCUUUUGGUAGAGAGACCAUGCGAUCUCUACACAGACUUUAAUGGGGUGUUUUCACCCAAGAAGACUCCACACCUGGUCAACCUGAACGAGGACCCGCUCAUGUCAGAGUGUCUACUAUACUACAUCAAAGAUGGCAUCACAAGGGUGGGCCAGGCUGACGCAGAGAGGCGCCAGGACAUUGUUCUGAGUGGAGCCCACAUCAAAGAAGAGCACUGCAUCUUCUGCAGUGAGAGGAACGCCAACGGGGAUGGUAAAGUUAUCGUCACGUUGGUGCCCUGUGAGGGAUCUGAGACGUACGUCAAUGGCAAACGCGUCAUUGAUGCCAUACAGCUGCGCUCAGGAAACCGCAUCAUAAUGGGCAAGAACCACGUGUUCCGCUUCAACCAUCCGGAGCAGGCGCGCGCCGAGAGGGAGAAGACCCCGUCAGCUGAGACCCCUGUGGAGCCUGUGGACUGGACCUUUGCUCAGAGGGAGCUGCUGGAGAAACAAGGCAUUGACAUGAAACAGGAGAUGGAGAAGAGGUUGACUGAAAUGGAGAUCUUGUAUAAGAAGGAGAAAGAAGAGGCAGACCAACUUCUUGAGCAACAGAGAUUGGACGGCGACUCAGAUAGUGGCGAUGACUCUGAUAAGCGCUCGUGCGAGGAGAGCUGGCGACUGAUUACCUCCCUGCGGGAGAAGCUGCCGCCCAGCAAGCUGCAGAGCAUAGUGAAGAAGUGCGGGCUGCCCAGCAGCGGGAAGCGCCGCGAGCCCGUCAAAAUGUACCAGGUCCCCCAGCGCCGCCGGCUCACCAAAGACUCCAAGUGGACCACCAUCUCAGACCUGAAGAUCCAGGCGGUGAAGGAGAUCUGCUACGAGGUGGCGCUGAACGACUUCCGCCACAGCCGGCAGGAGAUCGAGGCCUUGGCCAUCGUGAAGAUGAAGGAGCUGUGCGCCACCUACUGCAAGAAGGACCCCAACGAGCGGGACUCGUGGCGGGCUGUGGCGCGUGACGUGUGGGACACGGUCGGGGUGGGCGGCGACGAGCGCAUUGAGGACAUGAUGCUGUCCAAUGGGCGGGGGGUCCACGACAUGGACGACCUGAAAGUGCACAUCGACAAGCUGGAAGACGUCCUUCAUGAGGUGAAGAAACAGAACAACAUGAAGGACGAGGAGAUCCGUGCGCUCCGCAACAAGAUGGUCAAGAUGGAGAAGGUCCUGCCACUCAUCUCCAAUAGUGGGGAGACAACGGACAAGCCUCCUGUUCAGGGCAUGCGUAUGCGCAGCUCCAGCGAGGGCAAGGCUCCAAUGGACACCAGGAUGGACAGAGGUCCAGAGAACUUCUAUGACGAGGAUCGUGCAGUCAAGCCUGGUGGAGGGGAGGAGGAGCAGCGCAGCCGCCUGCGGUGGAUGCGUCAGGAGCAGGCGCGCCUCAAGAGCCUCCAGCAGCAGGAGAUCACCAGGCAGCUGCGCCGGCAGAGCGGCCCGCACCGCUUCAUCCCCCCCGAGGACCGCAAGCUGCGGUUCCCCUUCAAGAGCAACCCCAAGCACCGCAACUCCUGGAGCCCCGGCACGCACAUCAUCAUCACCGACCAGCAGGUGAUCGAGCUCAAGGUGCCCAAGGAGGCCGUGCCAGAGGAGGACGACGACGGCACCGAUGCAGAAGGAGUAGGAGUAGGAGUGGAAGUGGCAGCAGGAGGAGAAGAGGGUGCAGAGCCCAAGGAGAGGCGGCCGAUCGUGGUCCAGUCUUACCCCUCACCUGUGCCCAGCCCCAUGCCUCACAGGAGGGGCAGCAGAGAUCUAGGGCAGAGCCAGAGUCAGACUGAGGGCCACAGGCACAGCUACAGGGGCCAGGGGCCGCACGGGCGGAGCCGCAGCAACUCCUUCAACAGCAGCCAGCGCCCGGCCAGCAGCCAGCGCCCGGCCAGCUUCAUAGAGUCCCUGCCCAGUGGUGGCGACAGGAGGUCCCAGCAGCAGCAGCAUUACCAGCCACGCCACCACCAAAACCAGUCUCCUGUGCCCCACCAGCACCAGCACCAUCACCACCAUCAACAACAACAACACCAUCAACAACAACAACAACACCACCAGCAGCAAUACCAGCCCUACCACCACCACCACCCACAAAAAAAUGGCCACUUCCAGGGCCAGCACCAGCAUCCCCACCCCGACCAGCCACCCCACUACAACAGCUUCCACACUCCGCCCCGCAUGCGUCGGCAGCUGUCCGCCCCCAACCUGAAGGCCAGUAGGGAAACGACAGUGUGAGACAGAGGGCACGCUGCUGGGGAAACUGGACACGGGCCCAAGUGCUAGAUUAGAGAAUCUUUUCAUUCAGACACAUAUAUACAUACUGACACACAGUUACACAUACAUCAUAUACACACAAACACACCGAUGCUCAAACGAACAACCACAAGCAACCAUGGCCACUACUUCAUAGAGAGUGUGAAUCAUCGCAUUGGACGGCUUGUCCUCAUUGAAUUAAACCAUGCUACAACCGUGGCUUUCUUUUGUACUUGAACGGUAAUUUUUGGUGUUUUGGUUGGUUCGCAUUACAGCUGUAUGCGACAGUCUCGGCUUCAGUGUUGUACUCGAUUGUUGCUCCCCCAUUCAAAUCUCGGCUCUGUUGCAGUGCUUGUGGCUCAUGCAGUGAGCGCGAGAGCACGUUUUGAAGGGAUGCAAAUUAACAGGUGACAAACAGAUGAGAUGUUGUAAUGCCUGGAUAUACUUUAUCUUUUUUUUUAUACCGAAACCUGAGGAUCAAUGUCACCAUUGUUUUAUUUACCCCAUGAAAGACAUUUUUCAACUGAUUUUAGUCAUCAUGAAAUGAGUCAUCACCUGCAUUGUCAUCCUCCAUUUUGAUCUGCCUCCGAAAAGAGUAGAGGUGUGAUUGAUGCUCUUGGGUCCAAGAGUGGAUGUUUUGGGAUUAUCACUCGGUGCUUAAAAACAGGCCCUGCAAAGUAAAUCCCUUGUUCAGCCAAGUCAUUUCAUUUGAAUGUUAUGGUCAAAAAUAUCAUGUUUUUGCUAGAUUCAAUCAUUCUUGUCCCGAAGAUUUCCACAACUAUCAUUGUAAUAGCUGCCCAAGAACUUCAAGGAAAGAAAAGCCACAACUUAGUGUUUUUUAAUGUUUAGUACUAUUUUAUUGUUACUGAGAUGCAGCCUACUCAAAUGUAUGUUUGUUCACUUUCUCAUGACAGCUAUUUUAAUUCACUGUGGUUACUGAUACUCUGGUGGCCUUGGCUUAUUCAGGAGGCCUUUAAAAAAAACUGAGAUUCUUAGACUGAAAAAUAGGAAAGCUAUGCGCUUAAUACCUGCCUUCUGGAAAUGAAUGAAGGAUAUUAAGGAGGUGCUUAAGGAAAGAGAUCAAAAAGUGCCUUAUUGACUCACUAAUGUACCGUUAACCUUAUGGAUAGU